AUGGUUUCCAAAAUCUUAACAUUCUCCCUUCUUGCCGGUGCCCUCGCUGUCCCGGUUGAGGUUGACAUUGAGAAACGUAUCGACUGCCCAAGCAUCCACAUCUUUGGCGCACGCGGGACCACCGAACCUCCCGGAUACGGCGCAUCCAACACAGUUGUUAAUGGCCUCCUCAGUGCCUACCCUGGCUCUACAGCCGAGGCCAUCAACUACCCUGCCUGUGGUGGACAAGCAUCUUGCGGCGGCCUGAGUUACUCCGGCUCAAUUGCCCAGGGUAUUGCAGCAGUUGCCUCGGCUGUGAACGCUUAUAACAAACAGUGUCCAUCGACUAAACUUGUUUUGACUGGAUAUUCCCAGGGUGGUGAAAUUAUGGACGCGGCCUUGUGCGGUGGCGGUGUUCCCAACCAAGGCUAUACCAAUCCCGCGGUCCAGAUAUCGACCUCUGCUGUCACCAUGGUGAAGGCAGCCAUCUUCAUGGGUGAUCCACUGUAUGUGGCAGGAUUGCCGUAUGAUGUUGGAACUUGUGCUGCUGGAGGAUUUGAUGCACGUCCUUCUGGCUUCAACUGCCCAUCGGCCAGUAAGAUUCAAUCAUACUGUGACGCCCAGGACCCAUACUGCUGCAAUGGCAAUAACGACGCGACCCACCAGAGCUAUGGAGCUAAGUAUGGCACACAGGCUAUUGCCUUUGUGAAGAAUAAAGCGGAUAAAUGGGAGAUACCCCACCACGGAAGCUCCAAGCUCCAAGCUUCCUUCAUCAUGGCCACUCAUAUACCCAACCUAAACACUCUCCGACGAGGUCGAGGCCGAGGCCGCAUAGGUCGCACAGAAGAAACUGGACCUUCUGGAAAAGACCGCAUCGUUCAAGGCACAGACAAUGACGCAAGCAUCUCCCGCCUCAGCGCGGUCGAGCUAGGAUACCUGGAGGACGCGUACGCAGCAGCAUUGACACCUGCUGGUCAUCCCCGCGCAGGGACCUACGCCCGCACUACAGCCAUCGACCAGCUCGUCGCGCGUUUCCUCGGCCCGUGCUCACCGGAAAACACACACAAGAAACAAAUCAUAUCUUUAGGCGCCGGGUCCGACACGCGCGUCUUCCGACUUCUUUCGUCGCGCCAAACCCCGGAUUUCGUUUAUCACGAGCUCGAUUUCGCCGUUAACACAGCGGAUAAGAUCCGCGCGAUUAGAUCUGCGCCUAUACUGCAGCGCGCACUAGGGAUUGAUUCAUCGGAGGGCUCGACGGAGAAGAAUACUGGAGUUACCGUGUCGGAAGCUGGCGACGCACUUCAUUCGCCCUCGUACCAUGUCCACCCGGUUGAUCUGCGGUCGCUGCCAGGGUGCAGUGACCCUGCUGGAGCACUACCCGGUGUGGAGACGGGAUUGCCAACGUUGCUGAUCUCCGAGUGCUGCUUGGUCUAUUUAUCGCCCAUCGAAGCGGAGCAGGUGGUUGCGUUCUUCACACAACGCCUUUUUGGUCAUGGGCGUGCAGCAUCUGGACUCGGAGAUAGCUUACAGGAGGCGCAAGCAGAUAUGUCUCCGCUCGGGUUGAUUCUAUAUGAGCCUAUAAGACCAAAUGAUGCAUUUGGUCGUACAAUGGUGUCGAACCUUGCGGCACGGGGGAUCCAGCUCAAGACACUCCCUACGUAUGCGUCGCUCGAAGCGCAGAGAGGCCGCUUCCGAGAGCAGGGCUUUGGAAAUGGUCAGGCUGUGGCUGAUAUUGAAUUUAUUUGGAAGCGGUGGGUUAACGAGGACGAGAAGGAAAGAGUUGCUGGGCUAGAGAUGCUCGAUGAAAUGGAGGAGUGGGAGUUGCUUGCACGGCAUUAUUGCAUUGCUUGGGGAUGGAGAGAUCGCGAUGACGUUCCGGCUUUUGCUGGAUGGAAGGACCUAGAGGCCCAACAAGGCGAAUAA
Molecule: messenger RNA, 1902 nt
Organism: Penicillium griseofulvum
Lineage: Eukaryota; Fungi; Ascomycota; Eurotiomycetes; Eurotiales; Aspergillaceae
Gene: ppm1
Product: protein C-terminal leucine carboxyl O-methyltransferase ppm1
Exons: 5
Coding region: 1-1902 (633 amino acids)
Biological process (GO): C-terminal protein methylation
Molecular function (GO): hydrolase activity; protein C-terminal leucine carboxyl O-methyltransferase activity
Source: RefSeq, a predicted model, not a curated record